Messenger RNA from Wyeomyia smithii (pitcher-plant mosquito), 3200 nucleotides. RefSeq lists its product as uncharacterized. The transcript is spliced from 4 exons. The record is from RefSeq and is a predicted model, not a curated record. Gene Ontology annotation, cellular component: nucleus. Bases 817 to 2721 code for a protein of 634 amino acids. Gene Ontology annotation, molecular function: DNA binding. NCBI's taxonomy places the organism in Eukaryota, Metazoa, Arthropoda, Insecta, Diptera, Culicidae.
UAAAUAAUAUGUAGUUAUAGUAGCGAAACAAAUUGUUAAUUAUAUUAGACCAGCUGACAUAACACUGCGAGCAAACUUUCAAUUAACUUGCCGUUCGCAUGAUAACACACAGGUAACACAAGCACCAUUUACCGCUGUGUUCGAGUCGCGUCUUUUAAUUCUAAAAUAACUCUGGAGAAGGUGCACAUGCCGAAUUGGGAAUCACAAAAAUGUAUGUUAUCGCGCGACGACUGUUUUGGUCUUUUAGUCGGUGGGCCUACGUAAUGCUACCGAAAAUUUAAAAGAUUAAAUAAAACUUAUGCUUGAAUAAAUGUUUGCUCUCUGGGUAAAUGUGCUGCUUGCACCGUUUCGCCACUUUGGUUUCGCUUUAUGGUUUUGACGUUUGUCAAUUGGAACUGCACAUGUAGUUCAACAAGUUCAACUGAUUUAAAUAGUGGUGAUAAUACAAGAGAUAUUCAUUAUAAUACGAUGGUGAUUUCCAUUAACCAGUUUUCAACGCAAGAUCAUUUCAUUGGAACAUGAUGAGUAGUCUCUAUCCAUCGUGGUGACGAAUUGAGUCAAGUGUAAAAACACAUGAAGUGAUCGUGACAUUUUUUUAUAGUGUAGACUUUUUUCGAAUUGUCGUUUUUUGUUUUUUCAUUUCUCGAAAAACAUCUGGCAUCUCUGUAUUUCACUGUCACUACAAAGCGAAGCCGGAAAGUUGUUUUAAUGGAAUAAUUUUUCGUUGGGCUGUUUUUUACGCACGAUAAAUGCAAAACCGUGAAAAAAAUCAAGUGUCUUUACAUUACCGUGGUCCGGAUUUUCUAAAACAUCGAAAUGGAUGAAAAUAUUCACAUAAAGAUGGAAGAACCCGUUACGGUAAAAGUGGAAGAAGUUAUGAUAUCUGAUAUUGCGAGUAUGGAACCUGAACCGUUAGCAGAAUAUAAGGAGCAACUUACUGCUGGUGAAGAGGUAGGACUAAUGGCGUCUGCUUCGCCCAGCUAUUCCACCGUUGUUGUGAAACAAGAACCUUCCCUGGAUAGCCUUGCUGAAAUGGAUAUAAAAGAAGAUCCUGAAUUAACAACAGUUCUGCCUGAUGGUGAAAAGGCAACUUCCUCCAGAUCAAGGGUGGCCCACGCAAAGAAAAAUGUCAAAUCUUACAGUGAAGCAGAUUUGCAACGUUGCAUGGAUAGCGUUAAACGCAACGGAAUGACCGUUUAUUCGGUCUCCAAAAAAUAUGGAAUUCCUGUAACAACUCUGCGCUUCCGAUUGAGCGGAAAAUGCAAGAGGCUCGGUCGAAGAGGACCCCAACCUGUGCUAACAACUGAGGAAGACUCUAACCUUGUAAGGUGGCUACAGGAAAUGCAGCAAAGAGGGUUUCCUGUAGUAAAACAAACGCUUUGCUACAAGGUCAAAAACAUCUUAGAUUUCGUAUCAAGGCCGAAUCCAUUCAAGAACAAUAUACCAGGACGAAAGUGGAUAUCCAACUUUUUAGACCGACAUAAAGAAAUCACUUGGUGUACAACGAAAGAGACAUCGGACAUUGGUGGCUGGUUUACAAAGAUGGCAUCAUACCUUAACGCGUCUGGCCAGUUGGACAUUGUUUCUGAUCCUUCGAGAGUAUUUAGCGGAGAUGAAACGUAUUUUUCUGUUCAUCCCAGAACGAGAGCUAUUGCGGUAACUUCCAACAAGAACGAGGCUUACGAGAAGGGACUCACCAGUAAAUACAACUACAUAACCGUUAUGUUCUCGUUCGGAGCAAAUGGCAGUUUGGUACCACUCAGAGUAAUUCUUCCAGCUAAGCAUGACGGUGUCAAAGUACGACGCGGCUUGUCGAAGGAGUGGAGUGUCGGAAAAAGCGACAAAGGAUGGCUCGACUUUUCUAACUUUCUACUCUACAUUAGAAAAGUGUUCCAUCCUUUUCUCCGUGCGCAACAAGUUCAGCUGCCGAUAAUUUAUUUUAUUGAUGGUCACUCGUCGCAUAUAGCAGUUAAAGCAGCGGACAUCUGUUUGGAAUUGGGAAUAAUUUUGGUAGCACUCUAUCCCAACCCAACAAAAAUCACACCAUCAGCGAGUGGAACAAUUUUUAAUCCACUGAUUGAUGCUUGGCAAACAAUUGCGGAUAAAAGCAAUAAAAGUAUCACCAUAGAUCAGCUCGGAGUAACUUUGCAAAGCGCAAUAGAUUUAGGAAUUAGUGAGAGCAGCAUUAAAAAUGGCUUUCGUGUAUGUGGCCUUUAUCCUUUCGGUACGGAAUUCGUAGAAGUAAGCCAAUUUGUUGAACGCGGCUUAAGCGUUAAGGUUUCCGGGAAACCUAACCCGCCACCACCAGACGAAACCGUGGUAAUUUCAAGGGAAACAAUUAGAGAAUGCUUGAAUUGUAUCGGUUUUGAACGCUUACGAAGAAUCACGACGCAGGAUGAUUUAACUGAAGAGGAGCGAAUUAUCUUGACGAUAUACAACAGACUCUUGAAGGCACAUGAUAGCCAAGAUUCACAACCGAGAGCGUGUGUUGAAAUCAACAACGGAGAAAUGGCAGUACCGGAGGAGAAUUCUCUGUUGCACGGAUUGAAUGGUUCAGAUAAUCGUGAAUUUGAGUUUGUAGAAUUUAUGGUCAAAGAAGAACCGAAUGACGUUUCAGAGCCAACGAGUGAGAUCUCGGAAAGUUUGCAGGCGAAUUUUAAACGUGACUCUAGUAUCAGUCCAAAUUCCACCUAUACGUCUAAACGAAGUAGGAAACACUGAAUUUGCAAAUAAAUUCUCAUUCUAAUAGAGGGGAUGCGAUUAGGUGAAUGUUUUUUUAGAGAAGAGAAAAAAUCAAUGAUAGAUAAUUUAAGCUAACGUACAUUCUAUCAUUCUAUUCUAAUUUUCUAUCUUUCGAAAACUUACCAGCAAAAAAAUGCAUCAUUUUUUUAAAACAAAAUUAUUUGGUACCAAGACGCAUGACCGAGGGCAAGGAACCAACUGAUUUGUUGAUUUUUUAAGCUUGAAGGGCCAAUAUUUAGCUCUACGUCCGAAUGAGCGAUAGCGAGUAAGGAAAACAGACAGCAUACGUGAUAGUGUAAAUACGAAAACAGAAAAGAUACCAAAUGAUUCGGUUAAAAAAAGGGGUUUUCUAAAAGAAUUGAUUAUCGCAGAUGUGAAAGGCUCCUCUGAAUUUAAUUUAAGUUUCCCACACUGUAUGUGGACAAUUUUUUCUUAGAAUUUUUCUGUACUUUCUUCUC